AUGGUUGGCCACAAAGGAGCUCUUGCGUAUUUUGAGAAUGACACCAAAACUAUGUGGCUAAUGCAUGAAUAUACAAUCAACGGACCCAAUCUUCCUUUCGAAAACGGAGACAAGUUGAACGAAUGGGUGUUGUGCAAGAUUUACAAGACGGUGAGGAUCAAGAAGUUAGGAAAUCCAAAGGAGGUGAUGGAAGAACCAAACGUACCUUUGCCCAAGAGACAAUGA
Molecule: messenger RNA, 225 nt
Organism: Lactuca virosa
Lineage: Eukaryota; Viridiplantae; Streptophyta; Magnoliopsida; Asterales; Asteraceae
Source: the annotation of a GenBank genome assembly